Messenger RNA from Drosophila erecta, 1543 nucleotides. RefSeq lists its product as uncharacterized. The transcript has 6 exons. The coding region runs from base 153 to 1364 and encodes 403 amino acids. The record is from RefSeq and is a predicted model, not a curated record. Lineage: Eukaryota; Metazoa; Arthropoda; Insecta; Diptera; Drosophilidae.
GCACAGUCGUCGACCGGCUUUCGCAGCGUGCGCAUCUCGUGACCGGCAGUUUUGCUCAGUGUAUCCUGGCCGAAAGUUUACCAACCGACCAAACAACCAACGAACGCUUAAAUCCGCACACAGACCGCAUUUCGAUCCGAUUCGGUGAGACGAUGUCGUUGCUGCUGCUUCUUUUGGCCGUCGUCCUGCCGCAGCCGCAGCUCCUGCCCUUCGUAUCCGGAGGGUCCUGCCGGGAGGCACAGCUCUGCUGCAACGGCCGUGACUCCUCCUGCGUCGUCCAGAAGGCUCCCAUCAACGCCAUCAUCGAGGACCUCAGCGACAAGCCCUGCUACUGCGACCACGCCUGCCUCAAGCUCGGCGAUUGCUGCGACGACUUCAAGGAUCACUGUGGAGUGCUGGACUGCCAGGUGGCCGAUUGGGGCGCCUGGAGUGACUGCGACAGGAGUUGCGGCACGGGAAUGAUGACGCGGAACAGGCAGAUCCUGCAGGCAGCUCAAAAUGGUGGCAAGCACUGCCCCACGCUGCAGCAGAAGAGGAGUUGCCAAGGAUACCGAUGCCAUGGACACCACGACAAGAAGAUACUGCGAGAAAUGGCCCUCCUUCUGCCGGCUGCGCUUUCGCACAAUCACCAUGUCAACGACAGUGGAGAUUCGCGGCGCAAUCUGCGCACGCGCUACCGCGACGCCUACAAACACAACCAUGAUCAGGAAUAUUGCGUGGAGUUCGAGGUAAUCAAAUCCUCUAAAGCCUGCCACAAGCUGCCGCCGUAUAAUCUGAUGACAGAAGGCGAUCGCAUCACUGUGCGCUGUGACCUUGAGGCAUGGAUCCAGGACUCAGCCGGCAGCUCCACCACAGCCAGGACACCCCAGGGCCCCACCACGCCGCCCACGACCACAGUUUCAGCCGCAGCUUCCGCCUUUGGGCAGCGGACGGAUGAGCUUGAGGAGGAGCGCCAGCAGCGGGAGAACAGCAGCGACGAGGAGGCGACCAGCCAGGAUGGCGAGGCGGAGGCGGAGGCGGAGGACGAGGAAGAGGAGCAGGAACCGGAGCCGGAGCAGGAUGAGCAGGACGAGCUGCAGAAUGCCCUGGACUCGGACAGCAACGAGAGUGCCGACUACCGUCACCAGCGGCACUCACAGAUGUCCCAAAUGUCCCACAGCCGCCGGACAGCGGGAAAGCGCAGCGCCGUGCCGGCCACGCCCUCGCCCACGCUGGCGCCCACCUACCACUGCCGGGGGGAGGGGCUGGCCGGGCGCACGACACGCUGGAGCGCGCUGCCUGCGCCGUCGUGCCGCGGCAAGUGGCUCCGCCUGACCGUCGGUCCGCCCAAGAAGUGCGGCCACGCCCAGUUCAUCUUCGUCUAAGGCGACAUGGUCACGCCGCCCAGCCAACGGUGAUCAGCGGUGAUCAGCGGUGAUCAUUUUUUUUCUCCGUGUAGUUUAUGGUGUACGGUCUCCCCCACUCAUCAUAUCACAUCAUAUCACCCGCGCCCCUGCCACGCCCCCUCACUUCCGGCCCAAAAUAAAUAGAGUACCCCAUCGUA